AAGAGUCGCAGCCUGUGGCCGCCGCCGCUGCGCUUCGGUGGUGACCGGUGGCGGCUGUACAGCCGAGGUGGCGUCGCGGGGAGGGGCGGGCGGAGCGAAAGAGGAAGGAAGGUAGUGGUGGUUGGUGGUACCAAGAAUGGCGGCGACGGCCUACGAGCGGCUGAAGCUGCAUAUUACACCUGAAAAGUUUUAUGUGGAAGCUUGUGAUGACGGGGCUGAUGAUGUGCUCACCAUUGACCGAGUAUCCACAGAGGUUACCCUGGCAGCCAGGAAAGAUGUUCCUCCUUCAGCUGUCACAAGACCAAUAUUUGGUAUACUGGGCACAAUCCACCUGGUGGCAGGUAAUUAUCUUAUUGUCAUUACCAAAAAGACUAAAGUAGGUGAAUUUUUCAAUCAUGUAAUAUGGAAAGCAACAGAUUUUGAUAUCCUUUCUUAUAAGAAGACAAUGUUGCACUUAACUGAUAUUCAGUUGCAAGACAAUAAAACUUUCCUAGCAAUGUUAAAUCAUGUCUUGAGUAUGGAUGGAUUUUACUUUUCAACAACAUAUGAUUUGACCCAUACUCUGCAGCGGCUCUCCAACACUAGUCCAGAGUUCCAAGAGAUGAGUCUGUUGGAAAGGGCAGAUCAGCGGUUUGUGUGGAAUGGACAUCUUCUUAGGGAGCUGUCUGCUCAGCCGGAGGUCCAUCGCUUUGCUCUUCCAGUGUUACACGGCUUUAUUACUAUGCACUCAUGUUCUAUUAAUGGAAAAUACUUUGAUUGGAUUCUCAUCUCCAGGAGGAGUUGUUUCAGAGCUGGUGUGCGCUAUUAUGUAAGAGGAAUUGAUUCUGAAGGCCAUGCAGCUAACUUUGUAGAAACAGAGCAAAUUGUGCAUUACAAUGGUAGCAAGGCUUCAUUUGUACAGACCCGAGGAUCAAUACCUGUUUUCUGGUCUCAAAGACCCAAUCUCAAGUACAAACCAUUGCCACAGAUCAACAAAGUAGCAAAUCAUAUGGAUGGUUUCCAAAGGCAUUUUGAUUCGCAAGUAAUUAUUUACGGGAAACAAGUCAUAAUCAAUCUGGUAAACCAAAAGGGCUCAGAGAAGCCACUUGAGCAGACAUUUGCAACAAUGGUGUCUUCCUUGGGAAGUGGAAUGAUCAGGUACAUUGCCUUUGACUUCCAUAAGGAAUGUAAAAAUAUGAGAUGGGAUCGACUAAGUAUUUUAUUGGAUCAGGUAGCAGAAAUGCAAGAUGAAUUAAGUUAUUUUCUAGUAGACUCUGCUGGCAAAGUGGUGACAAACCAAGAAGGUGUCUUCCGUAGCAAUUGCAUGGAUUGUCUGGAUAGAACGAACGUGAUCCAGAGUUUGUUAGCUCGACGUUCACUUCAGGCCCAGCUUCAGAGACUAGGAGUUUUGCAUGUGGGACAAAAGAUUGAAGAGCAAGAUGAAUUUGAGAGAAUUUACAAAAACGCCUGGGCUGACAAUGCAAAUGCCUGUGCCAAACAAUACGCGGGAACCGGUGCCUUGAAGACCGACUUUACCAGAACUGGCAAGAGAACUCAGUUGGGACUUAUCAUGGAUGGCUGGAACUCACUAAUACGGUAUUACAAGAACAAUUUUUCUGAUGGAUUUAGACAAGACUCUAUAGACUUAUUUCUUGGGAACUAUUCAGUGGAUGAAUUGGAAUCCCAUAGUCCCUUAAGUGUUCCAAGGGACUGGAAAUUCUUGGCUCUGCCUAUUAUCAUGGUUGUUGCCUUUUCCAUGUGCAUUAUCUGUUUGCUUAUGGCUGGUGACACUUGGACAGAAACAUUGGCCUAUGUGCUCUUCUGGGGAGUCGCAAGCAUUGGAACAUUUUUUAUUAUUCUUUAUAAUGGCAAAGAUUUUGUCGAUGCUCCCAGAUUGGUCCAGAAAGAAAAGAUAGAUUGAAUUUGUAUUUGUGGAAAGCGGCUUGGAUUGGAAGACUCCAUGAUGCAGAACUGGAGUCUUUACUGACCCGCUUUCCACAAGAGCCCAAGGUCAUCUUAAAGCCUUUUUCCUUUGGUCCCCCCAAAGCAACUCACGUGCUCCUUGCUGGGUGAUGACUUAGAAUUGAUCUGAUGUUUCUGCCUUCAUAAUCUCUUUACUAUUGAGAUGGUUAUAUUUAUAAUCUGAAGCUCUAGUAUAAUUGAAAUAUAAUCGGAAUUCAGCUUAUGGAAUGGAGGGACUAUAUUAUUCAUUGUCAAGCUAAUCAGCCGUUAACAGAUAAGUAAUAUAUUUUACAAAAGUUUAGCCUCUUUCAUUAUUUAAAACAGUACAAUUAUUUUUCUAGCUCUGUAUCAUUAUUGUCAUUGUAGAUGCAGUCACUUAGCAAGUGUCCUUCACACACACCCAGCCCAUCUUUGGACUUUCCUUAACAAUUUUAGUGAUAAGCUAAUUCUCCUCUGUUGCUAAAACGUAAGCGUCUUAUAGACAUCAAGUAGGUCUGAAGAGCGGUCUGCGACUUCGUGGCAGGAAUGAGGCGAGUGGGGUCUGGAUUUUUUUUAAGUGUCCAGGAACCACCUCAUGACCUCAGUCAGCUUGAGCCCCUGCAGGGCUCUGACAGUCACCGUGCAAUGGAAUAGUUCACAUCUACUUUAUCUUUUCUAAAACCUGUAGACUAAAUCAAAGAAUGUAAAGUCUUGAUCUCUUACGCCAAAGGUCCAAAGCUGCCUCCUUUGAGGCGCUCUUCCCGCAGCUGGCAGGCCGCUUCCUUCUGAGCACUCGGAUUUCUCCGUGGGUCACUCAUCGAGCCACACAGGCCUCUGAGAGGGUCUUGUGCUCAAUUUGCUAUUGUACUUGGGGCGACCGCUGCUUUUCCAUGCAUGGUACUAUUGCUUUCUCACACUGUCAGGGUUUGGGUUGGCUCUUGGUAAACGUGUCUGAUAUUUAGCUCUUCUAGGUUCUUAAAGUUCUCCAGAUCAAAGACCAACUUCAACUUGAAUGUAUGUGCAAAAACAAACCUGAAAAAUAGUGCUUCAGAGGCCAGACAUAGUUGUCAUUGUCAGACUGUAUGUUCAAAUCGUAAUUAUGAGGUUUAGAUAAUAGAACAGUAAGUUAGUAUAAUUACCACUAUUUCAAGAUAAUUCAGUUAAACACUGCUAUAGUAUCUUAGUGUUUUGCUGCAAUGUAUGUACAGCUUUUUCCCCUUCAAAGGCAAUAACUUUUGUUGUCCUUCAAUAUUUCUAAAAGCGCCUUUAUUUUAACAUUACCUUUUUUUCAACCAUAUCUCUUACAAACAUAGGAGUGGUUGCUUUUUAGAAAUCCAAAAAUCAGUCAUGAAAACUCACAGUAGGGUAAGUAAAUAGAGCCACCUGUUCGUCAUGUAAAUAAACAUAAUUUGUUCCAAAGAUGGAAUAUUGAAACAUAGCUUCUAUCUACUGUAAUAUAUUAUGCAAAUACUACUGGACAUUUUAUAGUAAGAACUUCACAUUAACAACUCCAACAGAGACCAAAUCUGAAUUGCUGGCGUGGCUGCUUUGCAGGGGGUGAACUAGUGAUACUGGUGUGUUAGGUCAUCAGCUCGAGAUUUUGGGACCCUGCGAUGAUUUUCCUUCUUCAUUCAUGUACUGUUUGUCCAUCAGUGAAAAUAAAAUGUCGUAUUCUUUUCUAAUGUGUCAUUCCUGUACUUUUAUUUUGAAAAAAAAUUUUUCAUUUUAAAGGAAUGUAUUGUCAUCAUAGAAAAAUUAGACAAUAUAAAUAAAUAAGGAAAUAGAUAGUUUCUGAAAUCUUGCUUUCUUGUUAGGAUUGCUU
Perognathus longimembris pacificus (Pacific pocket mouse) is the source of this 3742-nucleotide messenger RNA. It is a transcript of the gene Sacm1l, whose product is annotated as SAC1 like phosphatidylinositide phosphatase. The record is from RefSeq and is a predicted model, not a curated record. Gene Ontology annotation, cellular component: endoplasmic reticulum. Gene Ontology annotation, biological process: phosphatidylinositol dephosphorylation. NCBI's taxonomy places the organism in Eukaryota, Metazoa, Chordata, Mammalia, Rodentia, Heteromyidae. The coding region runs from base 137 to 1900 and encodes 587 amino acids. Gene Ontology annotation, molecular function: phosphatidylinositol-4-phosphate phosphatase activity. The transcript has 20 exons.